Molecule: messenger RNA, 1143 nt
Organism: Boeremia exigua
Lineage: Eukaryota; Fungi; Ascomycota; Dothideomycetes; Pleosporales; Didymellaceae
Exons: 2
Coding region: 31-999 (322 amino acids)
Source: RefSeq, a predicted model, not a curated record
UCUGCAUUUACACCCCUGCUUCUUCGCAAAAUGAACAGAAAUCCAAUCGCCAUCUUUCCCGCUUCAGGAGGUAUUGGUGGGGGCACAUACCAGCACCUCUUGAAUCUUGUCAAUGCCAAAGACGUUAUACUAGUAGCAAGAACGCCGUCUAAGAUCCCCAAAAGAUACGUAGACGCAGGAGCAGUCGCUCGUUACGGAGACUAUGAUAAGCUCGAAACGCUAGAUCAUGCUUUUGACGGAGCUCGCUAUCUCAAUCUCAUUUCGUACGCAAGUAUCGAACAUGAGCAUCGUUUCAAGGUUCACAAAUACGCUAUCGACGCGGCCAUCCAGUCUGGCGUCACACACAUUUUCUACUCUUCUCUCGGCUUUGCAGGCGAUACUACAGACUCUUUGGCUUUCGUUAUGCAAGCCCAUAUCGAUACUGAGAGGUACCUUGCCAAGCUUGCCGAUAAGCUAGCUUCCUUCACGUACACUGUUGUGCGCCAAGGCCUGUACACUGAAUCAUACGGACUUUACCUAGCCUUCCUCGACCUGAAGGACCCUCCUGCCGAGGUGAAGAUUCCACACAAUGGAAAGGGAACUGGUAUUUCCUGGGUCAAGCGUGAUGAGCUUGGCGAGGGAACAGCACAUCUCCUUGCCGAUUACGCAAAAGACCCAAAGGGCUUCCCACAUGUAAAUGACACGCUCCUCUUGUCUGGACCCCAGGAGCUGUCGCUGGAGCAGAGUGUUGCAUCAAUUGGCCGCGUUCUUGGCAGAGAAAUCAAGAUUCGGCAAUGUUCCAUCGAGGAAUGGGCAUCCCAAGAGGCUGUAGUGGGAGCUUCAGAUUACCUGGCCGGGGACAUGGCGAGACACUGGGCAACAGCGUAUGAUGCUCUCAGGCGCGGAGAGGGCGCUGUAGUUACCAGUCAUCUGCGUACGCUCAUCGGCAGAGAACCCGAAGCUUUUGUAGCAACGAUCACAGCCAUGGUAAAUUCUCGCCAAAACAACGAGACUUCUUAGUUUAGUAGAGGACGAAAAACGUAAGAAAUGUACGUUAAGGACACGUUAGCAUCCUUUAGCUGAACAAGUAGCCUCCAAGGUCUGCACAAAUCUACAACGAUGCGUUUGUUUCGAUCUAGUGAAGCUGAUACGAAUUGAGCUUGG